Racocetra persica is the source of this 400-nucleotide messenger RNA. NCBI's taxonomy places the organism in Eukaryota, Fungi, Glomeromycota, Glomeromycetes, Diversisporales, Gigasporaceae. The record is from the annotation of a GenBank genome assembly.
CAUCAUGGGCCAUAUCGACCACGGCAAAACUACUUUAUUAGACACUAUUCGCCAAACCCAAGUCCAAAAAAAGGAGGCUGGUGGUAUAACCCAAAAAGUUAGUGUUUCCCAGGCAGAAUUUCAGGGUCAAAAAAUUACUUUUUUGGAUACUCCUGGGCACGGCGACUUUAUUAAAAUGCGGCAGAGAGGAAUCUCCCUGACGGAUCUGGUAGUCCUAGUAAUUGACGCCAAAGACGGAAUAAUGUCUCAAACUGCUGAAAUUAUUGAUUAUUUUCAUAAUUAUCAAUUGCCUACGCUUGUUUUCAUUAAUCACAAAAAACCUAGUGAAACAGACAAUGAAACUAAUUUAAAUCGGAUACGAACCCAAUUACAGGAAAAAAACCUGACUCCUCUCGAAUGA